Messenger RNA from Paramuricea clavata, 290 nucleotides. Lineage: Eukaryota; Metazoa; Cnidaria; Anthozoa; Malacalcyonacea; Plexauridae. The record is from the annotation of a GenBank genome assembly.
AUGAUGAAUACAUACGAAGGUCUAAGCAUCCAAACUCCUAGUAGUGGUAAGUCGAAAUAUUUAGUACGAUCACUGCAGUUUAUAUUUAUACUCUAUAUUUUCCCCAAAGUCAUGUUAUUAUGAAUUAUAUACGGCUUGUAUCCAAUUUACGUUUUGUCUGUUUCAAUUUAGUGCAUCAUUCACAUGUACCAUGUAGUUCAACGCCUGCUGUAGGACAAAGGAAAGCUAGGUUAUUUGAAGAUUUAAUAUCAUCAAUUUCCAGCCAAUCUGAUAUCGAUGUUGAUGUGUGA